GCAGGGAGCCCCGGGAGAGCCCCGUGGAGAGCUGGAUUUAAGGAGUGGCGCCGGGCAGAGGUUCUCCUGGCCGCGACCGUCCCUGCCGCCGCCCGCCGCCGUCAUGCCCGUCAAAGGAGGCACCAAGUGCAUCAAGUACCUGCUCUUCGGCUUCAACUUCAUCUUCUGGCUUGCAGGGACAGCAGUUCUUGCAAUUGGACUAUGGCUUCGGUUUGAUUCACAGACCAAAAGCAUCUUUGAACUGGAAUCCAACAACACGACAUUUUACACAGGAGUUUACAUCCUUAUUGGAGCUGGUGCACUUAUGAUGCUGGUUGGUUUCUUGGGAUGCUGUGGUGCGUUGCAGGAAUCUCAAUGUAUGCUUGGCCUGUUCUUCCUCUUCCUUUUUGUGAUUUUUGCCCUUGAAAUUGCUGCUGCGAUCUGGGGAUUUGCAAAUAAAGAAAAGGUUAUUGAAGAGUUAAAGGACUUCUACGUGGAAACCUAUGAAAAGAGAUCUCAAGCAGCUGCCAGAGAAACCCUGAAAGCAUUUCAGUUAGCUCUAGACUGCUGUGGUCUUAAAGGAGCUCUUGAGCAGCAGUUCAUGGACACCUGUCCGAAGAAGACCAUGAUGGAAUCACUUUCUGUACCGUCGUGCCCUGCUGCCAUUGAUAAUGUCUUCAAUUCGAAAUUGAACGUGAUUGGAGCAGUUGGCCUUGGCAUUGCUGUAAUAAUGAUUUUCGGCAUGAUAUUCAGUAUGGUCCUCUGCUGUGCUAUCCGCAAAAACAGAGAAAUGGUCUAAGAGCUAAAAACCCAAGACUGCUGCACUAUAAAAAAAAUCUUUGUCGUUAACUUUAGCGUUCUGAAAGCAUUUCUAAAAAGUUAUAUAUUUGUUACCUUUUUAAUGCUUUAUUUGGUACUGAUAUAGGUUUGCUUUUUAUGUUAUGGGUUAAAAUGAGAAAGGUAUAUCUGACUCAAGACAAAUAUUGUACAUAAAAUAUCUGACUUUCUUGAAACUUAUGUAAUUUGGAUGUAAUUUAUGUUGGAGACAAUUUGAUACUUAAUAAAGAAUAAGACAUAUUGUAUGUUUGUGGGGGAGAAGA
This is a messenger RNA of Chroicocephalus ridibundus (black-headed gull), 1079 nucleotides long. It is a transcript of the gene CD9, whose product is annotated as CD9 molecule. The transcript has 8 exons. Lineage: Eukaryota; Metazoa; Chordata; Aves; Charadriiformes; Laridae. The coding region runs from base 104 to 778 and encodes 224 amino acids. The record is from RefSeq and is a predicted model, not a curated record. Gene Ontology annotation, cellular component: plasma membrane.